Wasmannia auropunctata (little fire ant) is the source of this 1483-nucleotide messenger RNA. RefSeq lists its product as uncharacterized. The transcript has 2 exons. Bases 199 to 768 code for a protein of 189 amino acids. Lineage: Eukaryota; Metazoa; Arthropoda; Insecta; Hymenoptera; Formicidae. Gene Ontology annotation, cellular component: dynactin complex. Gene Ontology annotation, biological process: cytoskeleton-dependent cytokinesis. The record is from RefSeq and is a predicted model, not a curated record.
GGAAGGACGCGACACGUCACCAGGGGCGGCCCUUUCUCCGACUAGUGACCUACCAAUAAUCUCGUUCCCCAGUAAUUUCCCCACGCGCGGCGAGAGAACAAUCUGAACGACAAAUAAUAACCUCCAAACGUCGCUGUCAAAUUUGCCGUUUCCUCGCCGAGUUCACGCUGCGCGUACAAGUUUUUCACAGCACUCGAGAUGUCGUCCGUCAAGCUGCUGGAGGACAGAAUUGCCAAUUUGGAGAAGCAAGUGUACGGGCUCGGCAAGACGUUGAGCAUCGACGAUCCAGCGCCGUCGAACGCCCUCGUCGACCGGCUCACGGACGUCAACUCGUUGAUUAAUUCGGCAAUAUCGAACAGAGAGAAACCGAACGCGCUUAUCAAGCGUCUGCCGGAGUUGAACGGGUACCUGGAGCCCAAUUCCGAGGACGUCGAUAUGCCCGCGAGCGCCAAGGCGCAGCUGUUGCUGACAAUGGAGCCGGAGAUCAGGGAGAUCCACGCGCUGUUGACGAAAGUGCAGGAACUCGCGCCUGUGUUGGAGUCGGAACGUAUAAAAAAUGCGCCGGAAUUGAAUAGCACGUUUAACAAGCUGUCGCUGUCGUAUCUCGAGGCUUACGAGGAUUCCAAGGAGCUGAACGCUCAUGUGCACGAUCUGCUGUCUAAAUAUAACGCAGUUAUAAAUAGUAUAUCGGAAUCAUUAAUUAUUUUAGAUAAUGCGGUUACAGCUGCAGAAGUAGCGGCUAUGCCGAAGAAGCAGACGGAUGAUUAACGAGACAAUUGUCCGCGGUCCACUUAAAUGUAGCAGUUAAUUUUUAUAUCGCGUUUUUAAUGGCGUCAAUAUUUUUCAAUUUUGGCUCUUGAUUUCUCAUAGUGCAGAUUCACUUUUAUCCCUUAUCUUUUAACUUAUUUAUUAUAGAGAAGUGUUUUUAGAGGAGCGAAUUUCGGUUCAGCGGUUUGGAAAGGAAAUGUCAGACCUUUUUAAAAUACAUUUAUUUACCAUUUUUACUUGAAAUAUAAAAAUACGCAUUCAUCAGUGGAUUACGUAUAUACGUGAAACAUACUUUGUCGUUUAAUCUCUAUAACAAUGCAUUUUAUUAAAAAAUAGUAAUAUAUUAUAUACAUUUAUCCUAACUACUGUUUAUAAUUCUAUCCAUGGUUCAUUUCAGGAAUCCUCAUUUAGGAUCUCUGAGACAAACUGUUGAUUCGUAUAUAAUCGAACAUGCAUUAUGUAUCGGUCUCUCGCGUUAAAUAAUUACCUUACAAUUGGUGUGUAUAAAGUGUACUGGAAAUAUUGAAGAUAUCACAAAGAUAAUUAUUUUUUAAUUUUUCGGGCGGGGCAAUAAUGAGUUUAUACGUGUAAAUAUAGUAAUAAGUAGAAAUUUUGAAAUACGUGGAGUAUGUAAAAAAUGUAUCUUUAAGAGACCCGUUACACUAAUAAAUUCUUAUACCACAUUAUCCAUAAUAAACAAUUGCUUUAUACAGUA